AUGGACCACCAACCUAGCAUCCAGAUUCACUCCUCAUCAUCCUUCUCUAUUAACACCUACCUCCCGCCCCGUGAAACACAGCGGCAGUACCAUGAACUCAUGUCGUUAUUUCACCACCAAGCUGUAGUAUCGGCGAUACGGAAGCAGCAGGCGAAUAUCGAUCCCUCGCUAUUGGGGAAGGGCGUGGGUGUAGAGACUGGGGAGUAUUCUAGUGGAAGUGCUGGUUACGGAGGUGGAGAUGGGGGGAUUGUUGAUCCCCGGCUCUGUGGCCCCUUCACCUUGGAACCGGUGGCCGCGGCGGAGAGGCACUUCCUUCAGGAUACCCAUACCAAUGUGGGGUGUAUGGAUGGAAUCGCGAUGGAGGGCAGGCCUGUAGGCGAGAUGCGGCAUUAUCCCCGUCACGGACAAGAGUUCGUUAACCCCAUUGAACACCACAAGAAGCCAAAUUCGGGUGGUAAUGCAGACAUCAUUGCGGCAGCCGAUACCCCAUCAGGUGCAGCUGUUGCAACGGAGCCCGGCAGUGACGUUGCUGCCAUUACAGACACAGCUCCGGAUACCGUCAGCAUCAUUGGCGGCGCGGAAGAAGUUGCAUUGGUAGUCCAGAUACGCCGCUCGAAGCGCAAGAAGGCCGUGAUUCCCGUCGUAGGGAGUGCAGCAGCGAGACAGACCAAUGCAACCGGUUCCAAAACGGAGACUGCGGCGGCGGGGCAAAGUCAGAAAGUAGCUGUUUCCGUCGAGGGAGCUAGUCCCAGCGACAAAAGCGUUCGCCGAGAUAUUUCCCCGCAGGAACAGAGACCGAAAAGGCCUUAUGCUAGACGCACCAAAUCUCAGCCUAUCUUGCCGUCCAUCUCCGCAACCGUUCCCGUCCCCGCUGCUCCAGAGCCCACUCCCACCGUUCCCUUCCCCCAUAAACCACGCGGCAAGCGCGACAAGACACCCGCGUGGUACCUCGACAGUCCCAGCUCGGCCAGCGUCGAUGAAGCGGUGAGGACGGCAGCGGGAACGUUCCGAUGCGAGGUGUGUGGGAAGGAGUGGCCGUGUCGUGCGGCACUGCUGAGGCACUCGUAUAAGCAUACGAAGCAUUUGAAAUAUAGGCGGGUGGGGUGUGUGCCUGCUGAGGGCGGUGGUGGGUUGGUGGAUGAAGAGGAGGAAUGA
Morchella importuna is the source of this 1155-nucleotide messenger RNA. RefSeq lists its product as uncharacterized. The record is from RefSeq and is a predicted model, not a curated record. The transcript is spliced from 4 exons. NCBI's taxonomy places the organism in Eukaryota, Fungi, Ascomycota, Pezizomycetes, Pezizales, Morchellaceae. Bases 1 to 1155 code for a protein of 384 amino acids.